This is a messenger RNA of Juglans microcarpa x Juglans regia, 1071 nucleotides long. RefSeq names its product remorin-like. NCBI's taxonomy places the organism in Eukaryota, Viridiplantae, Streptophyta, Magnoliopsida, Fagales, Juglandaceae. The record is from RefSeq and is a predicted model, not a curated record. The transcript has 5 exons. The coding region runs from base 229 to 798 and encodes 189 amino acids.
UUUGAGGGGCCAGGCCAGGGUCCCACGUUGAUUCGUCCGAUAUUUCCCAACCACCGCAACCACCUCAUAAUCCUAUGUGUGCUCUACAGCAGCAUUUCUAAUCCAUCUUGCCGGAGUUUCUACCAAAGUUUGAGCGACGCUAGCUGCUUGUGCUGUUUCUUUCACCGCUGUAGCCUUCCUUUCCCUUUUUGAGGUGCCUGAACCGUGGCUAAAUUCAAGGAUUACGUUAUGGUUGAGGAGGGGACCCAGAAAGUUGAUAAGGAGCCUGGAGUACGUGAGAAAGAAGCGGAAGAAAACGAAGAAGAGGUGGCUCGAAAUGACUUUGCUGAAGAGAAGGGUGUGAUCCCACCUCCUGAACACAAGACUGCUCCUCCGGUCAAAGAAAAUCCUACUGCUGAGAAAAGUUUGGGGGGUUUUGUUGAUAGAGAUGCUGUGCUUGCAAAGGUUGCAAAUGAGAAAAGGCUGGCUUUAAUUAAAGCGUGGGAAGAAAGCGAAAAGACAAAAGCAGAGAACAAGGCAUAUAAGAAGCUAUCUGCUGUUGAAUCAUGGGAAAACAGCAGCAAAGCUUCGGUCGAUGCACAACUCAAGAAGAUUGAGGAGAAAUUCGAGAAAAAGAAGGCCAAAUAUGGCGAGAAAAUGAAAAACAAAUUGGCUGCGAUCCACAGGGCUGCUGAAGAAAAGAGGGCCACAGUUGAAGCCAAGAGAUGGGAAGAACUCAUCAAGGUAGAGGACACAGCUACAAAGUUUCGAACCGCUGGAUAUGUACCUAGGAAUCUUCUUGGAUGCUUCAGCUACUGAGAUUCUCAGGGAAAGAACUCAUAACAAAGAUAAACGAGGAGUUCAUCGAAGUGGACUUUGCCUAUUUUAUUAUUUUCAUUUGGCUUGGUUUUAACGUUCUUUCUUACGUGUGUGUGUGAAACGAAACAUCUAAUUUGUGAGAACUAAGGAAGUCCAGUGGUAAAUGUAAAAUUAUUAGAAUGUUGGCUUGAAUAGUCGAGAAUUGCUUGUAUAUAUUUGUGUAACAAUGUCGGUAAAGGAAAAAACUUUAUCAUGCUGCUAGAUUGGAAUAAA